Messenger RNA from Paraglomus brasilianum, 378 nucleotides. Lineage: Eukaryota; Fungi; Glomeromycota; Glomeromycetes; Paraglomerales; Paraglomeraceae. The record is from the annotation of a GenBank genome assembly.
AUGAUAGCAGGAUGUACGAACGCGUAUACCGAGCGCGUAGCCACUGUGGAUGAAGUAGCCACCCAACUUCCUCCUAGAAAAUAUCAACUCGAGUUAUUUGAAAGAGCCAAGACGGAUAACAUUAUUGCCGUAUUGGAUACUGGCAGUGGGAAGACAUUUAUUGCCGAUUGCUUAUUGAAGACACAGUUACCGAGGAGAGAAGACCGAGAAAAAAGACGACUCCCUUGCUGCAUGCUUAAUGCUGAUACGUUGAUUUAUGGACCUGACCCUUGUUGGUUAGUAAAAGCACAGAAAAUCAGGGUCCAACACCAACCCAUGUGUGACCAACCGGACUUGUCAUUUGGAUCAUCAAGACCAUGUGUGCUGAUAUGGAUAUGA